This is a messenger RNA of Phalaenopsis equestris, 1625 nucleotides long. RefSeq names its product lecithin-cholesterol acyltransferase-like 1. NCBI's taxonomy places the organism in Eukaryota, Viridiplantae, Streptophyta, Magnoliopsida, Asparagales, Orchidaceae. The record is from RefSeq and is a predicted model, not a curated record. Gene Ontology annotation, biological process: lipid metabolic process. Bases 81 to 1517 code for a protein of 478 amino acids. The transcript has 2 exons.
UACAAAUGUAAAUACAAAAAAAUGGAGUGGUAUUUGUGUGAAUACUUUUAAUAAAAGAACUAUAAUCGAUCUGCCAUGGAAUGAAACACGCGGCCAUACUGAUGUCCGCACAAAUUUCAAUUUCCAGAUGGAUCAAACAGCCCUCUUCAUCCUCAUCGCCAAGACUGAUGCAGAACAAGAAAACUGUACAUCAGGAGAUGAAAACCCAACAAUUCCUCUGUAUCAACUCCCAAUCUAUAUCCGCAAUCGCGCUCACCAUGUCCCUGCUGCUACACUCCCUCUCCUUAGCCUCGGGAACCAGCGCCCUCCACCCAAUCAUCCUCAUCCCCGGAGCCGGCGGCAACCAGCUCGAGGCUCGCCUGACCACCAAAUACCGUUCCACAAACCCUAUCUGCGAACUCACCGCCCUCACCAAGCGCGGCAAUUGGUUCCGCCUUUGGUUCGAUCCCUCCGUCCUCCUGGCUCCAUUCACCCGCUGCUUCGCCGAGCGAAUGGAGCUCACCUAUCUCCCCACCAUCGACGACUUCCGUAACGCUCCCGGCGUCGAAACCCGCAUCCCCCUCUUCGGCUCCACCCAAAGCCUCCUCUACCUCGAUCCCCAUCUCAAGCAUUUCACGGAAUACAUGGGGCCCCUCGUCUCGGCCUUAGAAUCAGCCGGCUAUGUCGACGGCCGCAACCUCUUCGGCGCACCAUACGACUUCCGCUAUGGCCUGGCACCCUCCGGCCACCCAUCGAUGGUCGGUGAUCAAUACCUGCGUGAUCUCGGCGAACUAAUCGAGUCCUCCGUCGCAGCUAACGACGGCCGAUCCGUCAUUCUCGUCGCUCAUAGCCUCGGCGGUCUCUUCGCUCUCCAUCUUCUGGACCGCUCCCCGCUGUCCUGGCGUCGGCAAUUCAUCAAACACCUUGUGACCCUCUCCACUCCAUGGGCCGGAACCGUUCAGGAAAUGCUCACCUUCGCCUCCGGCUACACGCUCGGCGUCCCCUUGGUCGACCCGCUAAUCGUGCGCGGCGAGCAGCGCAGCGCCGAGAGCAACCUCUGGCUUCUUCCUGCGCGCCGCGUGUUCGACGAAAUGCCUCUAGUGUUCGCGAACAACAGGAGUUACUCCGCUAAGGAGAUGGAGGAGUUUUUGAAGGAUAUUGGAUUUGAGAAAGGGGUUUACCCGUACGAGACGAGGAUUAGGCCGAUGGUGGACAGAGCGGUGGAGAUUGAAGGAGUUCCGGUGACCUGCAUCGUUGGGUCCGGCGUUGAUACGCCGGAAAAGUUGUUUUAUGGUAGCAAAGGGUUCGACAAGCAGCCGGAGGUGAUGUUCGGCGAUGGUGAUGGAACGGUUAAUAUGGAAAGCUUGCUGGCGCUGGAGAAGGACUGGUCCGAAGCUGGAAGAAAGAAUCUUAAGGUCGUGAAGCUGCAGGGAAUCACUCACACUUCCAUACUUAGGACUAGGGUUGCAGUUAACAAGAUUGUUGAGGAGGUUGGGCUGAUCAAUUCCAUGGAUUUCAGUUCGCAGCUUGGGUCUUAAUUAAAAAGCUGCAAUUUUUUUAGUUUAUUGAUUGAGGACGUUGAUACCUAAAUUUUAGGGGAAUUUACGUGCAUAUCACCUAAAUCCUAUGUACUUACAUAUUUAUCA